AUUCUCACCGGCGAUUCGGUUCCGGUACCGGUGAAUUUUCAUUAUUCACUAUAUCCAUUUAAGAGAGUUGUAUUAACAGAUUCCGGCGAAGUAUAGAGGAGACGGAGGGAUAAAGAAACUAUGAGUGUGUUUGGAGGAGAUAGCUGGGCGAGGGAAGCGCAAUGUAGGAAGAGAAGAGUCGAUGAAUUGAUGGUUGACAACAUCGAUUCUUCUGCUUAUAAGAAGCUCUCCAGCGGCAAAUUUGUCUGCAUCGUUUGCUCUCACCGUCCGGUCCUCGACACUCCCCUCAUGCUCUCUGUACAUGUCAAAGGUUCAAGCCAUCGAGCAGCAGAGUCAAGGCUUAGAGAAAGAGAAUUAGGGAGGCAAGAUGAGAUAAACAAGAGAAUAGCCUUGUCAGAAUGUGAUACUGCCACCUCCAAAACCUUGACAUCCAGCCAGUUAGGUAGAUCAGCAAGCAAACCACUGAUUGAAUGCACAAGGAAAGCUGCUCCUGACAUACUUCAUCAAAAUUUGGCACGAAGUACUGCUUCUCAAGGGAAUGAGAUCAAAUGUACCCAGGCUGAUACUACAAGUGUUCUAGCUAAUCAAAGAAAUAGUCAAUGUGUUCAGAUAGGAGUCACAACAAAUCAAACUAUCAUGUCUCAGGCAUACAACCAGGGACGACGAGAAAGGGAGCUUAAGUUCACAUCUGCUGGCUGGAAGCGUGAUGGCCAUGGGAAGUGGUUUAAGGAUGAAAAUGUAGAGUUUGAUUCAGAUGAAGAAGAUCCUAAUCUCUGCCUUCCAUGACUUUUUGUUUGAAAACAAGUAUGAUUAAAACUUGAUCUUUUUUCCUUUUCAGUAGUACUUGAAUGGAUGCCAAAACUAACUCUGUUACAGGUGUCCAUCACUAUGUAUCACUUCCCAUGCAAGGAGUUGAUUACUAGUUCCAUUCAAGUUCAAGGCAAUCCAGAUGUAUUCCAAUGUCUGAAUGUCCCUGUGAUUCAUGGUUAUGAUUCUUGU
Messenger RNA from Solanum verrucosum, 999 nucleotides. RefSeq lists its product as uncharacterized. The transcript has 3 exons. NCBI's taxonomy places the organism in Eukaryota, Viridiplantae, Streptophyta, Magnoliopsida, Solanales, Solanaceae. Gene Ontology annotation, cellular component: nucleus. Gene Ontology annotation, biological process: RNA splicing. The coding region runs from base 121 to 786 and encodes 221 amino acids. The record is from RefSeq and is a predicted model, not a curated record.